CUCUCGUGGAACUUUCUUUGCGUGCAUGGCGGACCUGACCUGUCAGUCUGACGAGCCCUAACCCUCCAGGGGAACCUCCUCGUAGUCACAGCCUCCCCAACCGUCGAUACUCGUGCCCUCGGCAUUCACCACGCUCGCCAUGAUCGCUCAGAAGAAGGGAUACGCAGUCCCGGUCAUCACGGGGACUAUCCUCGGUGUGCUGACCAUCCUCAUCAUGGGCUUCCGUCUCUUUCUGCGCAAGCGCCGGGGCCAGUCUUUCGAUGGAGGCGACUACCUCACCAUGUUCUGCAUCGUGAUCAUGAUCUAUGCGACUAUCGAGCCACAAGUCAUCAUCCUCCUUGGCACGUCGUGGAACCCGCCGUACGAUGCGUCGAGUCUCCCGACUGCAACGAAAGUCUCCCAUCAACGGAUCGGGAGCCAGAUGACCCUGAUGAACGAGGUCGUCUAUGUCUUCUAUGCCUGGUCUCAGAAGGGUGUUGCGUUACUCUUCAUCGACCGUGUCCUGGGAGUGCUGCCCUGGGUUCAAACCUGGAUCCGAGUCUAUUGGGGGAUGCUGUUGGUGACAUUGGUGGGGGGGCUCGCUACCAUUCUCACCGUGUGCGAGCCCCUCAGGCUUUACUGGCAGGUUCUGCCCCAUCCAGCCGAGUGCAUCUUCCAAACGGCCCAUUUCCGCAUGCUAUUCCUCCUCGACGGCUUGACCGAUGCUCUCCUCAUCCUCCUCCCCCUGCCGUGGAUCGUCCGGGUCAAGCGGCCCUGGUACCAGCGUGUAGGCAUUAUCGGUCUCUUCUCCAUGGGCAUCUUUCUGGUGAGCAUCGAUCUCGCUCGCUAUCCCGUCGCUGCAGGUAGACACAUGCUGUACCUCCAAUCACUCUGGUCGGGGAUCGAGAUAUUCCUGUCGGCGCUAGUCGCGAAUAUUCCGACCCUAUGGACCCUGCGACGAGCAAAAAGGCCCGAGCCCCCUUCAUAUGCCGAACGCGCGACUCGCGAGCCAGCGACCCCUUCGAAGAACAGCAACACGAUCACUCAGACAGUGGACGUCGAGGAUUUCUCAGCCGGUGACCAGACAUUGUCGAUGAGUUUGCCCGAGCGGUAUGAGGGAAUCGGAAGUGACGAACAUCUUGUUCACAAGAGCCUGGGCUGAGGUCAUGAGGGUGACCUGUUUUUGCAUCCAUACACAUACAUCGCCAGAUCCAGAUAUAUCAGUCGGAGGGACACUCGACCACCCGACUGUCCGCCUCGAGGGAGAUGUCACAUGGACCAGCGCGGUCUUUUAUAUAUAUACCCUAUUCAUCAUCAUCAUCAUCAUCAUCAUCAUCACGCU
This is a messenger RNA of Aspergillus heteromorphus CBS 117.55, 1321 nucleotides long. RefSeq lists its product as uncharacterized. The coding region runs from base 140 to 1141 and encodes 333 amino acids. The transcript is spliced from 4 exons. The record is from RefSeq and is a predicted model, not a curated record. NCBI's taxonomy places the organism in Eukaryota, Fungi, Ascomycota, Eurotiomycetes, Eurotiales, Aspergillaceae.